Molecule: messenger RNA, 2931 nt
Organism: Wyeomyia smithii (pitcher-plant mosquito)
Lineage: Eukaryota; Metazoa; Arthropoda; Insecta; Diptera; Culicidae
Gene: elB
Product: zinc finger protein Elbow
Exons: 2
Coding region: 1364-2740 (458 amino acids)
Biological process (GO): negative regulation of DNA-templated transcription
Cellular component (GO): nucleus
Source: RefSeq, a predicted model, not a curated record
UUUUUGUUAGUCGCUGUCAGUUAUUGUGAUCGUUUAGAAGCGCACAAAUGUUAUUAAUCACUUUUGUGUGAAGUCUACCACACCGGAGGUCGUCGUCGUCGUCGUGCGCUUGGCUUCAAUUCGCUGAACCCGUUUCGUACGUCAAACUACGUUGGCCGCGAGUUCGAAAGUAGUCCGCGGUGCGAGUUUCCAUACGCUCUAUCUCUGUCACGUAUUCGACGGAUCAGCGCGACCGCCGCUGGAUAAUAUGAAAUGAGCACAUGCUAUGGUACGGGCGCUAAUCCUUCGUGAUGGCGCAAUAGACAAUGCGGCCCUAAUGAUUGUCUUUUGAUUUCCUGCACACAGGCAGCAUGUGUAUGUGAUAAAUUGUUGAAUGUAUGGCCACACUUCCCCUCGCGGAGCAAUUGGAGUUGAUUUGAGCUGAUAGUUUUUAUUGUCGUUAACAAAUGGCAGUUGAUCGUUGAGUUCGUUCCGUUGAAUCAAAUUAUUGUCAUGCAUCAAUUCAAAACCGACCGCAGUGAAUUGAGUAUGGUUAUGAAUGAAUUAAGUGCAAAUCAUUACCGUUCGUUAUCGUGCGGCAAUAAAACACAGAAAAUUAUGGCAGUAGCAAUUGCUCGGAGAAAAUAAAAAGUAGACACAAACGGAUUAAUUUACAUAACUUCAACUAAAUGUGGAUUUAUUGCAUCUAAAUGGAUAUAAAUCUAGCUCAGGGGAUUAUAAUUUAGUGAUUUAUGUAGUUUUUAUUCCGUGUUUUGCUUUGUUUCCGACGACCCCACUCUCACACGCUGUGGAUACCGGCCCGAAUACAACAAUGAGAAAACCGACGGAAUCCAGUGAAAAAUAUUACCUUCUGCAGUGUGAAUAAAAUUAUGACCGUGAUUACUGCUGUGAAUAAAUUUAUGUAUUUUUCCUCAUACCAGAGAGCGCAGUGAUUUUAUUGUCCGGUUACAUAUCAUCGUGCUGUUGAAAAAUAUAGGAUCCUCAGCGUACCUCGUCUAACUCAUCAACCAGUGUGCAAUUAUAUACACAAACAUACAUCAUGAAGCACGAUGUCGUAAAAUGGAAUGAAAGCAAAAGUGACAAAUACAAACAAUGAGAAGCAGCCAAAGCCGAGUUUAUUGUAACGUGGUUGAGGGCUAUUACUUCAACUAUUCUGUGGUGUCGUGUUUACACUUGGAUUUACUGAUAAGAGGAUUAUCUGUAAUUAUAUUAUAACAAAAGCCGUCGGGAAACAAACAGUAUACUGCCGAGGACUAGCAGCCAUUAGCAUCUGGAGUGUGCGCUGAAUACAGUCACGAGAUCAGCGGGUCUAUGCAGCGUAUAAUACGAAAUAUGCUGAAGAAAAGCUAAGCAAACCAAUAAAAUGUUGACAUCCAACAACCAGUACAUACGACCGGAAUAUUUAUCUCCUCUACCAAACUCGUUCGAUUCGAAAACAAGCCCUUUGGCGCUCCUGGCACAAACAUGUAGCGCAAUCGGCUCCGACUCACCUAACCCAAAGUUACUGGCCAAUAUUGAAAAGAGUACAAAAAGCAAUCGCGACAAACUGUCCCCCGGUACGCUAUCGAAUAGCUCUAAUGAUACUCCAAAGUCCAGUUUCAAGCCCUACGAAUCAUCCAAUGUAGUGCACGAUAGCACUAAAUCGCCAGAUGAUGGCCGGCAAGUCGGGAGCCGGAACAAAUCACCGAAGCAGCAAAACUCGUUCAAUCAGCCAGCAGAAAACAACCGUUGUGAAUCAAACCAAAGUGCUGCUUCAGGCCGAGCUUCACCUUCUGGAUCAAACCGAAGAUCACCUGGUAAUCCACAGUCACAACAAGAAUGUAUCAGUAGUCCAAACUGUGCCUCAUCCAAAGACUCACCGAAUGAUCGACUGAAUGACACUGCAGAUUCUGCAACAUCUAAAGCCACCAUAGAUGCAUCAUCUAGGUAUUCCAACAGCAUCAGUAGUGAUUCUUCGUCAAGAGUAACAUCGUCAGCACCUUCGCUAGUGUCCGUUGGUCCUCCGUUCUACUCCGGAUAUGGCAGUUACCCAAUGGAUUUGAUCGCUACCAGUGCAUUGAUGUCUCCACAUCACCAAAUGUUGAAGGCUGCGGUAAUGAAUCCCUACUUUAACUAUGCCAAAAUGAAGUCACCGGAUUCGAUGAUGCCGGUAUGUCGUGAUCCAUAUUGUACUGGCUGUGCCUUAAGCUCUCAUAUGCUAGGAAAGCUUGGUCCUUCAAGUUGUCCAGCAGGUUGCACUCAAUGUGAUCAUCCGGGAAGCAAAAGCUAUGCAACUGCUGCCGCUUCGUUAGCCGCCAGUCAGUCUUCCGCUGCCAUGUACGCGCAUGCGCAACUGGCAGCGUUGGCAGCUGCCUCUCAAUUACCUUACGUGUGCAAUUGGAUUGGAAGUGACUCGUCCUAUUGUGGGAAACGGUUUGCAGCGUCCGAAGAACUGUUCCAGCAUCUACGAACGCAGCAUACCGCAGCAGCUUCAAUGACAGAAGCCUUGCUCAACCCAGCUACCGCGGCCGCCGCCGCAGCCGGACUGCCACCAACGCACCCAUUGUUUCAAAGAACCUAUCCCUCUCCUCAGCUAAGUCCGUUAUCCUCAGCACGAUACCAUCCCUAUGGAAAACCAUCGUUUCUCCCUCCCGGAAUGUCACCAGCUGCGAUAGCUAGCUUACCCAUUCCACCACAGUAUUUUCAUCCUUAUUCAUUCUAUGGAGCGCGAUUAAACGGGUCAAAUAAUAUGCACCAAUAAGAACUGAUCAAAUGGUUUGGAAACACAGUUGCUAAUAGGUUUGUACAUAGUUUAUCGUUUCUGUAAUAUGUUAUUUGUCGAAUGAAGGAAACUUUUAACGUUAAACGAAACAAAACGAAACUUUGUCAACAUUCUAGGAAUUCUAUUGCAAUAUUUCAGAGAAAAAAUAAAAUAAAUAUUAUUUCCAACAA